GGAGUCUUUUCAGGAGCUCUAAAGGCAGUCAGCUGAACUACACAGGAAGAAGAUACUUGGCCUCUUGUGAAAUAAUCUGUGAUGGUCUCUACUGUCACAUGCAGCAAGAUGGCUUUACGGGAGUGCAACGGAGUGAAAGUCCGUCCCAUGAGACUUGACCAUCGUAGAAACUCCAUCCCCCCAGCACAGUUUCUCACAGCCAAGCACCUGCUUGCAUAUCUUCCCCGGCCAGCUCCGGAAUCGACCCUUUACAGUCCAUACCCAAAGGUUGGAAGUAAAUCAGCAGUGGCAUCAGCAGUGCUGAACUCUCAAAAGGCCUCUUUACCCCAAAGUAAGAGCUUUGAGUUUCAGGCCUUGGUGCCAGUCCCAGGACGUCAACUGACCUUUUCUCAAGUACAUAAUCAUCAUCAUCAGGCUCCUGGCGGCCAAGAGCAGAGCAUUUGCAUGUACAUCCGUCCCACAGGUCAGGAUGAGGCCAUAGAGGAGCCCCUGAAGACCCACCGUGUUCGCCGCAGUCGCCGACUUAAGCGUCUAAGUUCCAAGUGGCGCUCAAAUUCCAGCAGCAGUGACCACUGUCCAGUACAGGUCCCUGUGGAAAUUUCUCGUGAGAUGUUCCGAAAGCAACGGUGCAAGCUCUUGGGUGAAGAGCAGCAAGUUUGCCUUACUACAGGCAAGCAAAGACAGCGCUACAUUACAAAGGAUGGCAAAUGCAGAGUCAACCUUGGGCCCAUCGAAGACAAAUGCAAAUUCCUGUCUGAUAUCUUCACCACUCUGGUUGAUCUGAGGUACCGUUGGUUCCUGUUCGUCUUCACCAUGUGCUACAUUGGCACUUGGGUAGUCUUUGCUGAAAUCUAUUUCCUGGAUGCUUGGCUGAGAGAUGACGUGAACCAUGUGAAUGACCCAAACUGGCAGCGCUGCUUUGAAAAUGUUGACAGCUUUCUGUCGGCCCUGCUCCUGUCUGUGGAGAGCCAGAGGACCAUUGGCUAUGGUUCUAGAAUGGUGACAGCCAAUUGCAUCGAAGGCGCAGUUCUCAUUAUGGCCCAGUCUAUAAUUGGCUCCAUCAUUGACGCUCUCAUGGUUGGGUGCAUGUUCGUGAAGAUAUCCAGGCCACAGAAGAGAGCCCAGACUCUGAUCUUCAGCAAGCACUGUGUCAUAUCCGAGCGAGAUGAGAAUCUUUGCUUGCUCUUCCGCAUUGGAGACCUCAGAGAGAGCCACAUGGUUGAUGCCAAGAUCAGAGCAAAACUGAUCAAAUCCAGACAAACUAAAGAGGGGGAGUUCAUUCCUCUGGAGCAAUCUGAGAUCAACUUGGGGUAUGACACUGGAGGAGACCGACUUCUGCUGGUGGAGCCUCAAACUAUUACUCAUGUAAUUAACGAAAGCAGCCCCUUCUGGGAGAUAGGAGCUGAGUCUUUGAAGAGGGACAAGUUUGAGAUCAUUGUCAUCCUCGAAGGAAUAGUCGAAGCAUCAGGUAUGACUUGCCAGGCAAGGACGUCUUACACAGAGGAUGAGAUUCUUUGGGGUCAUCGCUUUGAGUCCUGCAUUUCUUUAGAGAAAGGGGCUUUUCGUGUGGACUACAGCGCAUUUGACAAGACAUUUGAAGUGCAGACAUCCUCUGAAAGUGCUAAAGAAAAGACUGAAAGAAAGGAGAGAGAGAUCGACCUCUAGUUACACUCACUCUUAAAA
Colossoma macropomum (tambaqui) is the source of this 1683-nucleotide messenger RNA. RefSeq names its product G protein-activated inward rectifier potassium channel 3-like. The transcript is spliced from 4 exons. Gene Ontology annotation, cellular component: plasma membrane. The record is from RefSeq and is a predicted model, not a curated record. Gene Ontology annotation, molecular function: inward rectifier potassium channel activity. Gene Ontology annotation, biological process: potassium ion import across plasma membrane; regulation of monoatomic ion transmembrane transport. Lineage: Eukaryota; Metazoa; Chordata; Actinopteri; Characiformes; Serrasalmidae. Bases 82 to 1665 code for a protein of 527 amino acids.